AUACUUAAUAUGAUAUAAACAACACUUCUCGUGUAGAACAACAGAACACGGUGGUAAGAUUCAAUUUUGAUUACAUUGAUGUGUUUUAACGACUUGUUGUGUAGUUACAAUGGCCAUACCUGACCCAUUGGGCAGUGUUCUUAAGACAGAUACAAUUAGGGACAGAUCAACGAACAAGAUAAAUUAUAACCGCCACAAUACACGAAGUGCGAUGAAGCGUAUUGAGCACAUCAUUCAUUGAUUACAGUGUACAUGUAGCGGACAGCACACGACAGAGGUCCUACUAUAAUUGUACAUACAGGUAUAGCCACGAUAUUACCAGGUGCGGGACAACCAAGAUGUGACGCCACGGAUGUAAACCUGACCUGUGAUGUUCGAGAAGACUGGUUUGUGGAUGUAACACAGGUGGGAUCCAGGGAAAACGACAUCAAUUCAACAGACAAUUGUAAAGAUAUUAGGAAGGUUACACUUCAGGGAGGUCUCCAUGACAACCGACCCUCCGUUGAGAAUGCUGAACUACUUGUUGCAAUCUUGUCGGACGGAGCGAAGUCUGCUGCUGAUGACGUCACUUCUCAUCCUCAUGUACUUCGUCAUCAUGGACAUCGUUCUGUACAUGACACUACAGAGUACAGCUCUAGUGGAUCAGGAAAAGACUACCUCUUAUUCCCCUUUCGGACCGUUGUCAGUAAAACUACUGAUGACCGCGCCCACAAACCAUUACAUCAUCAGCUUGACGACGGAGUACUUCGACGAGUAUACACAGUUUAGUAGGAUUUUCUAUUUCAUCACCCCGAACAUGAUCAGUGCUACACAUCUCGCCCUCGGAUUUCUGUCUGGAAAAUUCGUGACGUCAGAAUCAUUACGUCGACGUCGCAUCGGCGUUUUAAUUUUUGAACUUCGCCUUUGGUUAGACGUUUAUGACGGGGUUGUGUAUAGAAGCCAUAAAGGACUACACGGUUACCGUAGCGACAGGAGAAAUCUGGGAUUCGUAGUAGACACUAUUUGUGAUACAACAAGUGGCAUUGCCCUUUGUUUUGGCGUUCUUUUCUAUUUAUGGAAAAAUCAAGUGCAAAAACAGCCAACCGUUUCCCUACCAUUCACAAAGUCGCCCGAGAACGGUACAGCAUCUUUAGGGGAGGGUGAAAAACCAUACCAGCAAAAAUAUCCAAGAAAUCAUAUAUUUUAUAAAGUGUUGUGUUACGGCCUUAUGUUAGCCCUAACGGGAAUGACUUUUGAUAAAACCACGGAAGCUUUCGGUGGAAUAUUUACUACCAAGAUGGAAACGUCACUAGAAGAGGAACAACAGACACUAGCUCUCCACUCCUUAACCACGUGGGUAGUGUUUUACUCCUGGAGACUGAUAGAGGCACAAGCCAUGCUACAGUACCUCCUCCUGGCCAUAUUCCUGGACAAGAUAUGGGAGUUUCUUUGUUUCAUCCAGUACACAGGAUACGCGACGUUAUUUUUAGUCAAUAUUAUGAGUCAACUACAAAUUCGAAAUGUUCGACAUAUGAUCCAGAUAGUUGGCCCUGAAUAUGUAUAGCUGUGGCCCUAGAUAUGUAUACAACAAUGGCCAUGUCCUCUGCCUUGACAUCUCCUAGAAGGGGAUACACUGCCUUACCAUGUAGUGCCCAUGUGUUCUUCUAUGAACGGGUGUAUUAUGUUUAUAACCGACCACCGUCACCUGUUACCCAUGUAUUGACAACCAUUAAAUGGUUUGGUGUCUAUCACAUGACGAUAAAACGUUGGGACGACUCUAUGACUUGUGUUACAAAAAGCUUGUCUGUAUAUACUAAUCAAUUACGGUUUGCAUUGCUUAAGUAUGUUUUAAUUGUUCAGUUUUUAAAAAAAAAUUAUAUUUACAAAAAUAUAUUUAUAAAUUUGCUAGUAGUUUUCAUUAGAAAUUUUAGCUUGAAUUCUGCUCAAUAAGUCAGGAUACUAUGAAAUAUGUUACUUUUACUAACAAUGAAAAGAUUGUCUCCGAUACAUUAUUUCACACAUCACCUACACAAUGCUAUCGGAAAUAUUACAAUAGCAAUGCCAUUUUUAUGAUUAUAACAUUCAUGGAGGUGCCAUUUUUGGAAAGAGGACAUUUUGUGUAUGUCAGAUUGAUAUUUUGGUUGUUGAAUAUGGUAUUAUUUUACUAUAAUAUGUUUUUAUAUCUGUUACUAACGAUGCGAUAAAAGUAUGAUUAUUUAUUGAUGUUAAGAAUGUUUUAUCUUAAUUUGCUGUUUAACAGGGUGUGAGAAGUUAGUAACUCCUAAAAAUAAUGUGUUUACCGGUUUUAAUGUAUAACAUGAAUUUGGUUAAGGAAGUAACUAGUAGGUAUAAUACAUGUACAUUGAUGUAGUUUUUAUGUAAAUUGGGAGAGGAACUGCUGAAAAUAAUGUAUUCACCGGUUUUAAUGUAUAACAUGAAUGAGGAGUAACUAGUAGGUAUAAUAUAUACAAAAUUAUAAAUGUAUGUUAAUGUAAUAACAGGGUAUGAUUUGUGAGAGUAACUGCUGAAAAUAAUGUAUUCACCGGUUUAAACGUAUAACCUGAAUGGUUAAGGGGGGUAAAUAGCAGGUUCAAUGCAUUUUCUGUAAUGACAGGGUAUAAUUUGCGAGAUCAACUAUUGGAAAUAAUUAUAAGAUAUUUUAGCGUUAUAAAAAAGGGUAUGAUUUGAGAGAGUAACUGCUGGAAAUAUUGUGUAAGAUAUUUAAGUGUAACAGAGUAUAUUUAUCGGGUAUAUCUACUGGUAUUCUGUGUACUUCACUUUUUAUUUUCAUUUAGAGUGCACUAGACUUUUUAUUCCAUUGUUAUAAUUCAUUAUUUACAUGCCGAAAGUUUUGCCUUACAAUGUAACACAGUUAAGUCGACUUAUUGUAUUAGUGCCUAUAAUCGAUAUGACAUAUCAAGCCAAAUUUUCAUAUAAGCUUAUCAUGUCAGCAAAUUAAAAUAGUGUCCAUGACAUUGUGUACUUGCAAAAAGAAUAAAAGAAAUGAAAUGAAUUGAAAAAUACAAAGUAAAAAAAAACAAUAAGCAAAUCAAAAUAUAUAUAAUGAAGCAAUAAUUAUACGGGAUUAGAUUUGCAAUGUUAAUGAAAGUAUUGUUAACAUAUAUAGUAUGAUAUAGGCCUGUCCCUGUUGGUAACAUUAAUAUUGGGCUGUAUUUAAAGGAUCACAAUAGUCGGUGAGAUUAUAGACGGAGUAUUAAAUAAUGUUACAGUAGUAACAAAUCCUUACUAUGGCCAUGCUUGUCUACGAAAUCCUUUAAUCAAAUUACAAAUAUUUUUACUAUGGUCGUCUUCAAUGUAAAAUGACUGUUUACAGCAGUCAUUAUGAUAAUGUUCAGGUGUUUAUGCUAAUAUUUUUUUACGUUUUAUGUGGCUAAUGCAAAUUAUAUGCUAUUUAAUGUUGAAUUAAAGUUGACAGACAGGUCUGUCGUGUUACUAAUUAUAGGUAUGUAGUCUUGCUAAAUAGAAGUUUGCGAAAUGGUUAUAACUAAGUGAAGGAUCGGCUGAAACAUCCUACUGACAACAUAUAUUAGCAUUCCUGUAUUGACUCUACAAGUCGAUAACGGAUAACGUAACCCAAAACAUCAUGAAAAUAAAGAAGAAAAGGGUAUUCCAUUAAUGGAUUACUUUACCGUAAAUAUCGUAAAAUUCGCACUGUAGUGAGGAAAGGUAUUCAGCUAACUAGUCGUUAAUAUACUAUUUUUAUUGAAAUAUAGUAAAAACCGCACACUAGCGGGGGUUAGUCCUCAAUAUAUUUAAUAGUAAUACUAUGGGUUUACCAGAAAAAUGAAAAUAGUGCUGUAGCGAGAAAAUUAUUUCUUAUGAUACACAAACGUAGUGAACAUUUGUGUGUUUGUUGUUUUAUCUGUGAUACAACCUCGUCCAGUACUUGGCGUAAUGAUUCUCCACCAGAUUUUAUAAUCAUUGUAUUUUUUUACCACGGAUGUUAAUCAAAUGAUUAAGUUGCAUUGAUGUGUUAUGUAUUUAAGCCUGAAUUGUGUCGGUAAGUCUUGCCUUUACAUGUGAUUAAUGGUGUGUGCGGUAUUAAUUCCGUAUAACGAUGCCUACUUGCCUGUUAUGAAGGAAGUUUAUAUUGGUAAGAUAUUUUUUUCUUUUCUUUAUUUUGUUUGUGUUUUUUAUUUAUUUUUUUUAUCAUUCAUUUCGUUAGCUGAAAUAAGAAAUAAUUGAUUUUAUUUCUCCUGCAAGGGGCUCUCAUUUUUCCUCAUCUCACAAAAAAAUACAAUGUACAUAAGAUAGAGAUAUGAACGGAUAUAUCAGUAGUGUAAUCUGUAAUAGUGUUCAUUGAAAUU
Pecten maximus is the source of this 4307-nucleotide messenger RNA. Its product is annotated as ceramide phosphoethanolamine synthase-like. The transcript is spliced from 5 exons. Bases 485 to 1543 code for a protein of 352 amino acids. The record is from RefSeq and is a predicted model, not a curated record. NCBI's taxonomy places the organism in Eukaryota, Metazoa, Mollusca, Bivalvia, Pectinida, Pectinidae.